GUGCAGGCAGGAUAGCUGCAGCCAGAAGCAGUCGAUGUUUGUCUGAGCUCGGUGUGUUGUUGCAGCGUCAUCAUCGUGAGGAGCUGUUUGAAUGAAGUGAGAGGAGAUACCUGCAAAUCAAAACAAGCAAAUCGGCGAUUAGUAAUAACAAAACGAGAAAAUGCCCACGUUUACAGUAAAUGUGAAAUGGGGGAAAGAGAAGUUUGAUGCCGUGGAGCUGAACACAGAAGAAGUCCCAAUGGUUUUCAAAGCACAGCUGUUUGCCCUGACAGGAGUUCAGCCUGAGAGACAGAAAGUCAUGGUGAAAGGAGGAACGCUGAAGGAUGAAGAGUGGGGAAACAUAAAAAUAAAAAAUGGAAUGACUUUGUUAAUGAUGGGCUCUGCAGAGGCUCUGCCUGAAGAACCUGUAGUUCGGCCAGUCUUUGUUGAAGACAUGACAGAAGAACAGCUAGCAUCAGCGAUGGAGAUGCCCAGUGGACUGACAAACUUAGGAAAUACUUGCUACAUGAAUGCUACUGUCCAGUGUCUGCGCUCUGUGCCAGAACUCAAAGAAUCCCUAAAGAGGUAUUCAGGUUCUUUGAGAGGUUCAGGGGCAAAUGCUUCUUCUCAGUAUAUCACAGCAGCUCUUCGUGACUUGUAUGACUCCAUGGAUAAAACAUCCUCUAGUAUACCACCUAUCAUCCUCCUGCAGUUCAUGCACAUGGCCUUCCCUCAGUUUGCAGAGAAAGGAGAACAAGGACAGUAUCUUCAGCAGGAUGCCAAUGAGUGCUGGGUUCAGAUGAUGAGAGUAUUGCAACAAAAGCUGGAACCAUUGGAGAGUGAGACUCCCAUGGAGACUGAUUCUGGGAAGGCAGAAGAAAGCGGGGCAGCAGCCUGUCCAACCAAGAAGUACUUUAUAGACCAGUUCUUUGGUGUGGAGUUUGAAACCACUAUGAAGUGUGCAGAAGCUGAGGACGAAGAGCCAACGAAAGGGAAGGAGAACCAGCUUCAGCUCAGUUGCUUCAUUAACCAGGAGGUCAAGUACCUCUUCACAGGACUCAAAUUGCGUCUACAGGAAGAAAUCACCAAACUGUCUCCCUCCUUACAACGAAAUGCUUUGUACAUAAAAUCUUCCAGAAUCAGCCGUCUACCCUCCUACAUGACUGUUCAGAUGGUUCGAUUCUUUUACAAAGAGAAGGAGUCUGUGAAUGCUAAAGUCCUCAAGGAUGUGAAAUUCCCCUUAAUGCUCGAUGUUUAUGAGCUCUGUACCACAGAGCUGCAGGAGAAAAUGGUGUCCAUCCGAUCAAAGUUCAAGGAGGUAGAAGACAAACAUAACACGCAGCAGCAAAAGGGAGAUAAGAAAACUGGAACUCCAAAAGAAGUGAAAUACGAGCCAUUUUCAUUUCCCAAUGAUACUGGCUCCAACAACAGCGGAUACUAUGACCUGCAGGCUGUCCUAACACAUCAAGGACGAUCUAGUUCAUCAGGUCAUUAUGUGUCCUGGGUUAAGAGGAAAUCAGAUGAGUGGAUCAAGUUUGACGAUGAUAACGUCAGUGUUGUGUCCCCUGAAGACAUCUUGAAGUUGUCAGGUGGUGGGGAUUGGCAUAUAGCAUACGUCCUAUUGUACGGGCCUCGUCGGCUAGAAAUACUUGAAGAGCAAUAAUUAUUAUUAAAGUAAAAAAAUGCCAUUAGCAAGCACUGUCUGUGUAGAUGUGCAAUAAAUAUUUGUCUUUAAAACUCA
Messenger RNA from Polyodon spathula (Mississippi paddlefish), 1720 nucleotides. Its product is annotated as ubiquitin carboxyl-terminal hydrolase 14-like. NCBI's taxonomy places the organism in Eukaryota, Metazoa, Chordata, Actinopteri, Acipenseriformes, Polyodontidae. The record is from RefSeq and is a predicted model, not a curated record. Bases 161 to 1642 code for a protein of 493 amino acids. Gene Ontology annotation, molecular function: cysteine-type deubiquitinase activity; protein binding; proteasome binding. Gene Ontology annotation, biological process: protein deubiquitination; proteasome-mediated ubiquitin-dependent protein catabolic process; regulation of proteasomal protein catabolic process. The transcript is spliced from 16 exons.